AUGGCGGCUACGGCGGCGGCAAUGGCGGCUACGGCGGCGGCGGCCGUGGGCGGCGGCUGGAACAAUGGUGGCGGCUGGAACAACGGCGGUCGUGGUCAGGGUGGUGGUUAUAACAACGGCGGUGGCUGGAACAACGGCGGCGGCUGGAACAACGGCGGCGGCUGGAACAACGGCGGCGGCUGGAAUAACGGCGGCGGCGGCGGCAGCGGCGGCAAUGUGGGAACCGGAUGUCCAUCAGGCCAAGUUGGGGCUUGGGAUUCUAACGGAAACUGGUACUGCUACGUUCCGAAUUCGGACUGGUCAAACUCCUAUCGACGCCGCCGGAGUCUCAACCGACGACCUGCCAACAGGAACGGCCGCCGGUAUUGA
Molecule: messenger RNA, 369 nt
Organism: Colletotrichum graminicola M1.001
Lineage: Eukaryota; Fungi; Ascomycota; Sordariomycetes; Glomerellales; Glomerellaceae
Exons: 2
Coding region: 1-369 (122 amino acids)
Source: RefSeq, a predicted model, not a curated record